GCAGGUGGGGAAUCGUUUUGACCACACCCACUUGAUUGGGUUGUACUAUUGGGGACGACGACGACGACGACUUCAUUUUCCAUCCUCACAGAUCCAAUUUCAAUGGCUUCCAGUUCUUCCUCCAGUAGUAUGGCUUCUACUAGUCCUCAUGCCAGCUAUGAUGUUUUUCUAAGUUUUAGAGGCGAAGAUACUCGUGAUUCUUUUACGGAUCAUCUUUACCAUGCAUUAAACAGAGCAGGAAUUAAUACUUUUAGGGAUAACGAAGAAAUUGACAGAGGUGAAAAACUGAAUCCAGAGAUCGGGAGAGCAGUUAAAGAAUCUAGGGCUUCAAUAGUUGUAUUGUCACCAAACUAUGCCACUUCCACUUGGUGCCUUGAUGAGCUAUUGUCGAUUCUGAAGCAAAGGAAAGAGUGUAAUCAUUUUGUUCUACCUGUUUUUUAUCAUGUUGAUCCUUCUGAUGUGAGAAAACAGAAUAAAACUUUUGCAAUCCAAGUCAAAGGCAAUCAAAGGUGGACAGAUCACAACGUGAACUUGUGGAAAAGAGCUCUUACAGAGGUUGCUGAUUUGGCCGGCAUGGUUCUGUCCGGGCCUGAAACAGAGUUUAUAAAGGAAAUCGUUGACACCAUUUACAAUAAACUGGAUCGAAAAGAAGUUCAUCUUCCACUCAAUCUAACAGGAGUUUGGCUUAGUAGCGAUUCUUAUAAGAUAUUAAGCAAAGGAGAGGGUUCAGAAACAAUGGAAGGUUUAGCAAUGGACAUGCCAAUGCUAAGGGCAGAGAAGAUUGCAUUCAAGUCAUCAAACCUCAAGACAGAUGCACUUAAAAAGAUGGAUAAACUAAAACUGCUCCAACUAAAUUUUGUGCAACUCAUUGGGUCUUACGAGAAUUUUUCAGAAGAUUUAAGGUGGCUGAGCUGGCUUGGAUUCCAUUUAAGAACCAUACCCUUCGAAUUGUUCAUGGGAAACUUGGUGGCCAUAGAUAUGAGCUAUAGCAACCUGGAAGUCUUUGAACCUCCCAUGGUUCUUCAAUCACUACAGAUUCUAAACCUUAAAGACUCUCACAAUCUAUUUGAAAUCCGCAAUAUGUCCAUGAUCCCUCAUCUUGAGACUUUGAUUCUUUGGAACUGUUACAGUCUGGUUCAUGUUUGUGAAACUAUUGGAGACCUAACAAGUCUUACACUGCUGAACAUGACAGGGUGUGCAAACCUAUGCAAGAGGGAGCAAACAAAUGUUUUAGUAGGAUUAGAAGCUUCUAGUUCUAGUGGAGGUGUUGCAUUUUCCUUCCCACUUUCAUUACACAGGUUAUUCCUCCAAGACUGCAAUCUUGAAUGUAGUACUGAUUCUUUUCCUCUGAGUUUCAGUCUUCAAAUAAAUUUGCAGUACUUGAACUUAGGCAAUAGUCUAUUUGAGUUUCUGCCUUGUUAUGAUCAUCUUAAAAAUCUUCGGGUCCUUGACUUGUGUUUGUGCUCAAGGCUUAAAUGGCUUCUAUGUCUCCCAAGUACACUUGCAGAAUUGUAUAUAUACUACUGUAACUCAUUGGAGAAAAUAAGUUUCCAAUCUUAUCGAUUCACUUUACAAGAGUUUGGUUAUGAAGGCUGUAUUAGUUUGUCUGAAAUUGAAGGCUUUUUUAAAUUGGUGCCUCUAGCCAAACUUGAAGAAAACGAUUUGGGACACAUGAAAUGGCUAAAACAAUAUCAAAAUCAUGAGGUGUCCCUUGUUGGUGAUGAUGAGCUCACUAAAGGCAGAAGCUCGUGUGUCCAGAUGUUGUAUGAAUUUGAUAUAAUGAGCACAUCUCUCCCAGACAUAAAGGAUCCAAACAUGACACCAAAGUACGCAUCAGAAUUAUCGUCUUUGUCCUUUGACGUGCCUUCAUGUCCUGAUAAUAGAAAGCUCAUAGGACUUAAUGUAACAUUCAAAUAUGUAAUAUUUGGUGACGAUUGUGCAUGGUUUUGUAAAAUUACUACGAAUAAUGGUGUUGAUUUGAUGUACAACCCUAAAGUUUUUGGCAAACCCGAAUUUGGUAAAGUUGGUCACGAAUGUGGUGUGAGCCUUGUUUAUGCUACUGAUGAAACUUUGGAAAAUAACAUAGAAAUUCUUGGAGGAGAUUUGUCUGGAUUUCAACUAAGCACAGGAGCUUACUAUCUUUGUCGACGUGAUUUCUUUGAGUUAAUGGAGGUUGGUAGACUGACACCUGGUUGGUUUAGAAUUUUAGUUGGCGAUACCAUUGACUAUACAGAGGUACGAGGAUGGAGAAAGACAGGUCGACCUAAGCAUUUGAAUCCAUCUUUUACAGAAUUGAAAACUGUUCGAUGA
Messenger RNA from Lactuca virosa, 2310 nucleotides. The record is from the annotation of a GenBank genome assembly. Lineage: Eukaryota; Viridiplantae; Streptophyta; Magnoliopsida; Asterales; Asteraceae.